GGUUAUUGUUGUUUAAUGUUUACUUCGAGACUGUUUAUCAUUUUAUUUACUCUAUAAGAAAAUGGUACGAAAAUGUCGAAUAUGUAUGAUUGAAUUAGACGAAAUAAACAGUAUAAAUUUAACAUACAACUGUACUGAUGGUCUUACAGUUUUACAAAAGCUAGUCGAAGUUUCUUCCGUAAAUAUUCCUGAAAACGACACUCUUGGGUCACAGUAUAUAUGCAGAACAUGUUUCUGUAAGCUAGAGGACUGUUACAUCUUCAGAAACUUAAUAAUUAGCUCCGAGUCGAAAUUUAGAGCCCUAGAGUGUAAAACCACUAUGCUUGACUUAGAGAGCAUUGAAAACUCAAUAGUUAAUGAUAUAAAUUCCAUAAACAAUUAUGAUAAUGAAAAGUUUGAUCCUUUAAGUGAUGUUCUUUACAACGACUUAGAAAAAGAUCAAGAAAAUGUAAGAGCUUGUGAUGAAUUCUUUUCAGACAAAUUAAAUAACACACUAGACAGUGAAGAAGAAAAAAAAUUUGAAAUUACUGCCAUUAAAGAGCGAUUGUAUAAAUGCGGAGAAUGUUGUAAAUCGUUUAAGAAAUGUGACCAUUUACGUGUACAUAUGAUGUAUAAACACUGCGCAAAACAGUUUCAAUGCAAUGUAUGUUAUAAAAAAUUUGCAAGGAAGUAUGAUUUAGCCUACCAUCAUAGGGUGCAUACCGGUGAAAGACCAUAUAAAUGCGAGACUUGUGGAAAGUCAUUUGGUUCAUCAAAUUAUUUUAAUAUCCAUAAGAAAAUUCACUCGGGAGUUAGGAAACAUAAAUGUGAACAUUGCCAAAGUGCGUUUGUGAAUUCAGAACAAUUACAAAUUCACGUUAGACAAAAACACACUGGAGAAAAACCUUAUAUGUGUGAAUCGUGCAGUAGAACCUUCACAUCUAGUAGCACGUUGCACAGGCAUAAACGUGACGUACAUGGAGAAAAAGUGCCUUGCCCACAAUGUUCUAGAUUAUUCAGCCGGAGAGUUUUAAGUGAGCAUUUGAAAAGACACAGGGAAAAGGAAGCAGGCAUUAAGAAGUUCAGCUGUGAAGAAUGCGAUAAAAAAUUUACUUGUUACAGCAGCAAAAAAAGGCAUAUGGCUAUACAUAGUGGAGAAAAAGCCUUUAAAUGUGAGGUUUGUAAAAAAAGGUUUAAUCAGAAAAACACUCUUCAGAGCCAUAUGCGAGUCCAUUCUGAAGCAAUGCCAUAUCACUGUGAGUUAUGUAUAAAGAAUUUUAGGUAUAAGCAUCAUCUAAGGAUACAUAUGGAAAAUUAUCAUAAAAGUGAUGAAAAUAUAAAUACUAACUUAUGCUUAUGAGAUACUUAGUUGGAACCAAUGACUAAAGAAUAUAAAGAC
Molecule: messenger RNA, 1378 nt
Organism: Sitophilus oryzae (rice weevil)
Lineage: Eukaryota; Metazoa; Arthropoda; Insecta; Coleoptera; Curculionidae
Product: zinc finger protein 726-like
Exons: 5
Coding region: 62-1339 (425 amino acids)
Biological process (GO): regulation of transcription by RNA polymerase II
Cellular component (GO): nucleus
Molecular function (GO): DNA-binding transcription factor activity; zinc ion binding; RNA polymerase II cis-regulatory region sequence-specific DNA binding
Source: RefSeq, a predicted model, not a curated record